This is a messenger RNA of Psammomys obesus (fat sand rat), 1083 nucleotides long. RefSeq names its product C-X-C motif chemokine 2-like. Lineage: Eukaryota; Metazoa; Chordata; Mammalia; Rodentia; Muridae. Gene Ontology annotation, molecular function: chemokine activity; CXCR chemokine receptor binding. The transcript is spliced from 4 exons. Gene Ontology annotation, cellular component: extracellular region. Gene Ontology annotation, biological process: neutrophil chemotaxis; cellular response to lipopolysaccharide; antimicrobial humoral immune response mediated by antimicrobial peptide. The coding region runs from base 63 to 371 and encodes 102 amino acids. The record is from RefSeq and is a predicted model, not a curated record.
CUCAGUGCCUCCAGCCAGCUCCCUCCUCACUCCAGAUUCCAGCCACACUGCUGCCCAGCACCAUGGCCCCAGCCACCCGCUCACUCCUCCAUUCAGCGAUGCUGCUGCUGCUGCUGCUGCUGCUGGCCACCAGUCGCCAGGCUACAGGGGCGGUUGUAGCCACGGAGCUGCGCUGUCAGUGCCUGAAGACCCUACCAAGGAUUGAUUUCAAGAGCAUCCAGAGCUUGACGGUGACACCCCCGGGACCCCACUGUACCCAGACAGAAGUCAUAGCCACCCUCAAGAAUGGUCAAGAAGUUUGUCUCGACCCUGAAGCCCCCUUGGUUCAGAGGAUCAUCCAAAAGAUUCUGAAAAAAGGCAAGGCUAACUGACCUGGAAAGAACAGCUGUGGGCUGCUGUACCUCAAGGAGAAAAAUCCAAGAGAAAAGAAAUGGACAGCACCCGGGAAGCCUGGACUGCACCUCACCUCACGAGCCUCAUAGUCUGAGAGCUUAUCUAUUUAUUUAUAGACUUCUUUAUUUAUUUAUUUAUUUUUCAAUGCUCAGAUACUGUUAUAUUUAUUAUGCUAUUUAAAGAUAUGUUUGCCAAUUCGCUGUAAUAUCUUAAAAGGUCAUCUUAAUAUGUUAAAGUUUAUUUUAAUAAUGUUUAAUGUGUUAAGUUAAAGUGAAUUUACUUAUGUAGUUGGAAAGUGAUCCAUUUUACAUCUGUUCAUUCAUUACUUUCUGGUGGGUGAGUUUGCCACAAGCUAUAUCAUACUCACACUAUGAUGGGGACUGGGGAUAAGUGUGGGACAAACAGAUGCGGUCAGAUCACUCUCAAGCGUGUGCAUGGACCCACCCCUUUUGUACGUGUUGAGAAGAAUGGCAACAGCUGUUGUCUAUUUCUCAGUGUUUCUAUUCUACGUGUACGACAUUUCUGAUGUUGAAUUUCCAACAACAGUGAUGCCAUGAAUGCCCCUUGGACAUUUUCCGUCUUCUGUGUAAGGCACAGUGCCUUGGUUAGCAGCUAUUUUCUCAUGUCUUGAUGUAGAGACACUUGUUUAUUUGUGUACUUUUACAAAUGACAAAAAAUAAACCUUUUAGU